UAAUUCAUAAGUCAUCAUCGUUGUUGUCGUUGUUAAUUUAAAAUAAUGGGGCUGCAAAGGGCAGCACUGCCAGCAGCCAGUUUUGUCGCAGCUACCCUGACAAUAUUGCUAAUAUGGGCGCCAGAUUUCGUAAAUGCAGUCCAUCCGCCGGAAAUCAUUAAGAAGCCACAAAAUCAAGGCGUACGUGUAGGAGGAGUCGCCAGUUUUUAUUGUGCAGCGCGUGGUGAUCCACCACCGUCGAUAGUUUGGCGUAAGAAUGCUAAGAAAGUAUCAGGGACUCAAUCCCGUUACACUGUUCUGGAGCAACCUGGUGGUAUAUCAAUUUUACGUAUUGAGCCGGUACGCGCAGGUCGUGAUGAUGCACCAUAUGAAUGCGUAGCAGAAAAUGGUGUUGGAGAUGCGGUGUCCGCUGAUGCAACGUUAACUGUUUACGAAGUCUCUCGUUGUAAAAAGGAUAUGCUUUUUUGUUCUGAUACACCUUUGUAG
Messenger RNA from Teleopsis dalmanni, 486 nucleotides. RefSeq names its product tyrosine-protein phosphatase Lar-like. Bases 46 to 486 code for a protein of 146 amino acids. Gene Ontology annotation, biological process: homophilic cell-cell adhesion; axon guidance; dendrite self-avoidance. NCBI's taxonomy places the organism in Eukaryota, Metazoa, Arthropoda, Insecta, Diptera, Diopsidae. The transcript has 4 exons. Gene Ontology annotation, molecular function: cell-cell adhesion mediator activity. The record is from RefSeq and is a predicted model, not a curated record. Gene Ontology annotation, cellular component: axon; plasma membrane.